AUGUCUUCUAAUGUACCAACAGUAUCACCUGAUAAGGAAAAAAAACGUCCAUUCGUUUCUGUAAAAUGUUUAUUAAAUAUAAAAUCGAUUGUUACUCAAAAUAUUUCAUCAAAUCGUAACAGUAGAAAUUCAUUAACAUCAACGUUGCCACCAUUACCACUUGUUGACCCAUUAGUAUCACCAAAACAAUCAAUUAAUCAUUCAAGUAGUACUAAAGAAAUUGAAGAAGCAACAUCAAAAAAUUUGCAAUCACCUUCGAAUCAAAACGUUGUUAUUAAAUGUUUAGAGAAAUCCUUUAAUGAACGAAUUAGUCCUAAUAAUGAACAUGAUCAGUCCAAUAUUGAAAAUGAUAACUCACAAUCAAAUAAUGAUAAAGAACAAAAAGAAAUACAACCAAUUAUACCAAUCUUUAUUUCUAAGGAAUCAAAUUCUGAACAGAUUCCUGUUCAAAUAGGUAUGUAUAUUGAUAUUAUAUGA
Adineta steineri is the source of this 477-nucleotide messenger RNA. The record is from the annotation of a GenBank genome assembly. Lineage: Eukaryota; Metazoa; Rotifera; Eurotatoria; Adinetida; Adinetidae.